Vombatus ursinus (common wombat) is the source of this 1469-nucleotide messenger RNA. It is a transcript of the gene GFY, whose product is annotated as golgi associated olfactory signaling regulator. NCBI's taxonomy places the organism in Eukaryota, Metazoa, Chordata, Mammalia, Diprotodontia, Vombatidae. Bases 78 to 1469 code for a protein of 463 amino acids. The record is from RefSeq and is a predicted model, not a curated record. The transcript is spliced from 4 exons.
CUUUCUACACCUGCUGCUGCUGCUGCUGCUGCUGUCCCUUCGGCCCUGACCCUCAGGUGAGGCUCAGCUUGUGCGCCAUGAGAUCGCUGCGGCUCCUCUUUGUCUUCCUAUUCCUCCAUCUGAGCUCCCCAAGUUCGGAGGUAGCCCCCUCAGCUCCGCCGCCUCCGGUGCCCUCGAAGCAGCACAACGCAGAGGGCAAGCUUGUCCCUGGAGCGACCUCCCCUCCAGAGACCCCUGCCCCGACCCCCCAGCAGUCAGAAUCACCAGAAGCCCCCCACUCGAUCCCCCCCAAAACUUCCCAGCCAGAAUCCUAUGAAAGCCCGGACCCUGCUACUCCUGGGGUCGUACUUCCAGAAUCCCUGAGGGUCUCUGCCUCAAUCCCUCCAGCACCUUCCCAGCCAGGAUCCUAUGCAACCGAGAGCCCUGGAGCCUCUGAGAUUUUACAGCCAGAACCCCACACUUCUGACUCCUCAGCUGUAGACGCAGAAUCCCAGGCCAGCCCCAGUCCUGACCUCUCCGAGACUCCCCGCUCUGAAUCUGUAGGGGCCUCCAACCUUCCUCUGAAAACUUCCUCCCCAGAACCUUCCAGCGCCUCACAGCAUGAGCCCUCAGAGACGGCUCGCCCAGUUCCUGGGAUGCCCAGCUCUGAACCCCCAGGACCAAUGCAAUCCGAAUCUCCUGUGACUUUUAUCCCUGACCCCCCAGAGACUCCCCAUCUGGAAUCCUCCCCCGUUGUUCAGUCUGAAGGCCCAGAAACAGCCCACUCAGAAUCCCCUGCCUUGCCCAGCCCUGCCCCUCCAGAAAUGUCCCACAUGGAAUCCUCCGCUCCUGCCAGGGCCAACUCCUCGGAAACCCCUUACUUAGAACCUUCCGUAACUUCCCACUCUGGUUUCCCCGAGACUCCCUACCAAGAAUCCAGUCAAUCAGAUCCCCAACCCUCGAAAGGCCCUCAGAACCUACUCCCUGCAGCUGCCCGCCUCCUGGAACCCCCAUCUCCCCCUGGUCCACCAGUUCGGGGCAGGCCUCUUCAGCGGCGCCGUGGGAGCGACACUGUGAAUACCAUCAUCGUAGUGGAGCGAGUUCAGGAGACCGGUGUGACCCUGGUGGGUAGGCCUCGCGGCGCGGGAGGCGGGGCUCUGUGCCUCUUUCUGGCAGGGGCCGGGCUCCUGCUAGGAGUUUUCCUGCUCCUUUGGUGUUUAUACCGCCGGGCCGCGCGUUCUAGACCCUUUGGACACCAUCGGCUGCCAGACGACAGCGAUGAACCAGCUCUCCACCUGGACGCCCCGAAGGAUCCUUAUGACUUCCACUUUUACGCCCCGGACGCGUGGGUUCCCUCCCAUAUCGCUACCAAGCAGCCACCUAGCACGCCCCCUCUGCCUCCCAAGCUGCCUCCGCCCCCGGGCCGGACUUCGUCGCCGCCGCGCCUGGAGCCGCUCUCCCCCGCGGCUCUGUCCAACAACUUCGUGUGA